CGUGCAGCAGAAGAACAGGGAGGGCUCCUCUGUUUAUCCCCAGUGAUCGGUGAAGAUGGCACAGACUACUCAAGAAGAAACUGGACCCAUCUGGUGAUACAUAGCCCACCCUGGGGCCAACGACUUACUUCGCUGUGCCCCCUUGGAGUACCUGGAUGCCCUUCUUGAAUGAUGUAAGGGGUAUAAGGACACGUAAGAACAGAUCCAGCAGCAGGAAAGGGGGUGUGUGUAGGGAAGCCUGCAGAAGUGACACAUGAGGAAUGAACCUUGAGUCACUUUGUAUAUGAAGAGUCCUGACAACUCGGAUCUGUAGGUCUUUGAGGCAUGACUCCUUGCUUCCUGGGAUAGCCUGGAUAGAAGACCAGAUCAUGUGAGUCCCCAGGCAGGAGCUCCACACCAUGAUCAAGCGAGAUGGGUAUGAAGGGAGACAGGUGAAGCCAGUGAUCCACACCAGCAUUGCCCUUUGUAUCUUCUUGAUCUGGACCACAGAGGUCUCUGCCCUGGCCGACUUCUCAGGGUAUCUGACAAAACUGCUGCAGAACCACACUGUGUCCGCCUGUGACGGGGAACACCUGAUGCUCCAGUGUCCUCGCCACUCCACCGUCAGCAUCCAGUCAGCGUCCUAUGGGCGUCCUUCACAUAACCCUCCAAAGUGUGCCUCGUUAUCACUAGAAACCAUGUACAGUCCACAUCACAAGUGCCUCGCAAAAACUGCACUACAGAAAGUCCUGGAUGAAUGCCAGAAUCUGAGAUCCUGCCAGCUCCUUGUGAAUAGUCGUGUUUUUGGGACAGACCCAUGCCCAGGCAUAAACAAGUACCUUUUGGUGACCUACAAGUGCAAACCCACUGAAUACAAAUCCACAUCUGUCUGUGAAAACCACGAGCUGAAGCUUCACUGCAAAGAGCCAAAGUUACUCAAUAUCUAUUCCGCUGUCUACGGCAGGUUUGCCAAUGAAAAGAACCCUUGUACCAAUGAUUUGGACCGAGGGACCCCAUAUGACUGUGUAUCGUAUUCUGCCCUGAACAUGCUGGCACAGAGGUGUUACGGGAAACAAAGAUGCAGAAUGGUGGUCCACGAUAAACAUUUCGGAAGUCCCUGUCUGCCUGGAGUCGUCAAAUAUCUUACUGUAAAUUAUACUUGUGUUCCAAAUAUCAUACUGAAAGAGGUUGACCCCAAGGUCUCUUAUGUAAUGCCCCCUACGAAGCUGAACGAUGGUAAAUACGAUAUCAAACCUGACCUCUCAGAAUCACGGCUUCCCAGCAAGGACGGACUCUUCUUCAGUGACCUUCUUGCAGCGUAUUCCUAUGUAAGAGAUCAUCCAGAAAGGGCGUCUUUAUUCUUUGUGUGCAGUCUUUGCAUCGGAUUGAUCAUCACGCUUUUUGCAUUAGUGAUCCAUAUCUCUUGGAGGAAGGACUGUCGUAGGUACCAGAAAAUGAACGGACAAAUCGUGCAAGGGAUAGACUGUGAAGAGACGGAUGGAGACAGCAGUGAGGAGGAGGAAGAAGAGGACGAAGCUUCAACCAAGUCUCACUUUUCCCAAGAGUUCCGUGAGUUAUGCAAAACGUCCCGUCCCGUCCAUUGCACAGAAGACGCAGCAGACCUCGCGGAACGCAUAGAACGUCGAGAACAAAUCAUUCACGAAAUCUGGUUGAACAGUGGACUAGACAUUCCCCCUAGUCGAUUUACAAUCCCAUUUUUUUAAUGAGUUUAUGUAUGAGUUCUAGGGGCAGAUCCCAGGAGCUGUGGGCCUAUACUCUGCCGCUCUUUACCCGAUAAUACUCUUCUGUGAAGGGAAAUGUAUUUUAUUAAGAAGGAAAAGGCAGAAUUCUACUUUUUAACUAUGGAGACGUGUGACAUAAGAGCUUGUUUUUAUUUUUCUACGGAUUAAUAUUUAUCAGUGUAAACUUAUUCAGAGAUAUAAGGAGGAGAGAGAAUUAUAUUCUGUAUGGAUAAAACAUUUUACUUCUAAUUAAAGCGGUAGCAUCACCUAAAGGGCAAUUUUGCUCUAGUGAUCAUGCCGCUGUAAAAGUGCCUUUGUCAGGUCUCCAAACUGAGGGCAGUAGAUGAUAAAAGAGCUAAGCUUGGGGAUAUAUAGUUUUCUAGGAUUUCAUUCAGUAUUUUAAUGUAAAAUGCUAGUUAUCCGCUGCCAGGUCUCAUAAAGCCUGUGAGUCCUUUUUUCAUCACCCACAGUCAGUGACAGCUUUUCUUGUCUGACUUUGUAUACAGGAAGAACUGUCAGUCAUUGUAUGAGGAUAGGGCAAUAACUCUAACAGGCUUUAUCUCUGAUUAGUCGGGGAAGCAGGACUCACAGGCUUUAUCUAUGAUUAGUCGGGGAAGCAGGACUCACAGGCUUUAUCUAUGAUUAGUCGGGGAAGCAAGACUCACAGGCUUUAUCUAUGAUUAGUCGGGGAAGCAGGACUCACAGGCUUUAUCUAUGAUUAGUCGGGGAAGCAGGACUCACAGGCUUUAUCUAUGAUUAGUCGGGGAAGCAGGACUCACAGGCUUUAUCUAUGAUUAGUCGGGGAAGCAGGACUCACAGGCUUUAUCUAUGAUUAGUCGGGGAAGCAGGACUCACAGGCUUUAUCUAUGAUUAGUCGGGGAAGCAAGACUCACAGGCUUUAUCUAUGAUUAGUCGGGGAAGCAGGACUCACAGGCUUUAUCUAUGAUUAGUCGGGGAAGCAGGACUCACAGGCUUUAUCUAUGAUUAGUCGGGGAAGCAGGACUCACAGGCUUUAUCUAUGAUUAGUCGGGGAAGCAGGACUCACAGGCUUUAUCUAUGAUUAGUCGGGGAAGCAGAGCAUAGGUUUUCUUUAUGAGUGAGCAAGAGAAGCAGGACUUACAGGCUUUCUGUAUGAGUGGGCAGGAAGCAGAACUAACAGACUUUCUAUCAAGGGACAGGGGAAUCAGGACUCACAGGCUUUCUGUAUCAGUGGGUGGGGAACCAGAACUUACAGGUUUUUGCUAUGUGGGUGAGGGGAAGCAGGACCCAUAGGGUUUCCAUAUGAGUGGGUGCUAAAAGCAGAACUCACAGGUUUUCUCUUAAGAGGGUUAGGGGAAGUAGGACUUUAUCCAUGAUUGGGUCGGGAAAGCAGGACUCACAGGUUUUCUCUAUGAGUGGGAGGUAACAGGAGUCAAAUUUUUCUUCUGCAUGGGUGGAGAAGCAGGAUUCACAAGCUUUCACUAGGAUUGCCUGGGGGAAGAAGGAUUCACAGGCUUUAUCUAUGAGUGGGAAGUGGAAGCAGGACUCAGAGGCUUUCUCUAUGAGUGGGAAGUGGAAGCAGGAUUCACAGGCUUUCUCUAUGACUGGGAGGGGGAAGCAGGAUGCACAGGCUUUCUCUAUGAGUGGGAAGUGGAAGCAGGACUAACAGACUUUAUCUAUGAGUAGGAAGUGGAAGCAGGACUCAGAGGCUUUCUCUAUGAGUGGGAAGUGGAAGCAGGACUAACAGACUUUAUCUAUGAGUAGGAAGUGGAAGCAGGACUCAGAGGCUUUCUCUAUGAGUGGGCAGGUGAUGCAAGAUUCACAGGCAUUCUUUAUGAGCGGGAGGUAACAAGGAGUCAAAGGCUUUAUCUGUGAGAGGGUGGAGAAGCAAGACUCACAGGCUUUCUCUAUAAGUGGGUAGGGGGAAAGCAGGACUCACAGUCACAGGCUUUCUUUAUGAGUCCUGGCAGCAUUUAUGUAUUAGACUGUAUUUUUUUUUUAAUGAACUUGCCACUGGAAGGAAAUUGGCCAUUUGCUCUACACUUUGUGGGACAUUCUUGUAAAAAAAUUGGAACUAUUGUUAUGUUUUAGCUCUGUUGGGAAUAUGGUGAUGUUACCAAAAGUUGAACAUAUUAAAGGAAACCAUGUAGUGUGCCCUUGGCAGUUAGGGUAGAAUGGUGAAAACUUUCAAACUGGUUAAAAUAGACAUUAAUAAUAAUUGAAUGAGUAGAGCUUGUGACAAAGUGAGCCCAGGGUAGUGAAUGAUAAAUUUGCCUCACCUCCAUAGGCAUGUUUAACACCUUCCUCUACUCCACAUCAUGCCUACUAUACAUAUUCACCAAGAUUUAAUUCCAAAAAGUUCAACACGGUUUUAAUAAAUUUGGCGCACUUUACAGCGCUUCUUCACCACACCCAUUUUUUUUUUUCAACACUGCCAAAUGUUAGGUAUAAAAUUUGUCUAAAACAGAUUGAUUUUACACAAUUUGUGACUGGAUUCUGGCACAUUUUGAUUAACCGAUCUCUUCCAUUGUGAUAGCAAAAUGGAUCACAGGCAAAUUUGAAGUAAAUACAAUAAUAAAACUAUUGAGGAACUUUCUACUUUCUAGAAUAAAGGUCAGCUUUGUUCCCAGAAACAGCGCCACUUUUGCCCAUGGGCUGUAUCUGGUAUUGCAGCCCAAGGAGAAGAAUAGCACAGUUUUAUGUAAAAGACACAAAGGCAUGAAUAUAUUGAGCUCCUCAUGCCAGUUUUAUGGCGUAAAAAAAUAAUUCAAGUUUUGGCACACACCAUUUUUCCAAAAAAAGUGCAACUUUUUUUUUUUUUAUUUGUCAUCACUCUCAUUACUUUUGAUAGGUGGGUGGGAAAUUGAGAAUGGUUAGCCAGGUGAGUAGGUGUAAAUCAAAUUUAACAAAUACGAUUUUUUUUAUAAUCCUGCAAAAAAUGGCACAACCUCACUCUAGUAAGGGUGCGGCCUACAAACUGGAGGAACAAAAGUAAAAAUAUGUAAAUAUGCAUACAUUUAUAAAUAUGCAUCAAAUUUAUUAAACAACAUGCAAUGCUUGAUACAUUUGUUGCAAAUGAUGGAAAUGCAGACUCAAGAAGACUGACCUCAACAAAUUCUCCUCGUGAUAAAUCUCCCCCAAAAUCUACUUCCAGUCAUGGACAACCCCUUUACCUUUUCAGUGUAGUUUGGUACUGGGGUGAAAAAGAAAUUUAAAUGGUCACUUUGUCACUAAUUACUUGAAUGAGGUUGAGCUGCAAUACCAGACAUAGCCUACGGACAAGGGUGGCGCUGUUUCUGGUGGGGAGGGGGGCAGUCAGUGGUCUCAUAAACCACUAUUGCCACCACAUCAUUGUCCAUAGGUUGAAACCAUAUAUAUUUAUUUUACAGUAUUAUUUUGUAAGCUAAGAUAUGGUAGAAAUCAUACAUGACUACUAUAUACCAUGUACUGUAUAAUAUAUGCAUGGAAUACAUAUACCACAUGUGUAA
This is a messenger RNA of Bufo bufo (common toad), 5188 nucleotides long. It is a transcript of the gene EVA1C, whose product is annotated as eva-1 homolog C. Gene Ontology annotation, cellular component: extracellular region. Gene Ontology annotation, molecular function: carbohydrate binding; heparin binding. The transcript is spliced from 8 exons. The record is from RefSeq and is a predicted model, not a curated record. The coding region runs from base 399 to 1703 and encodes 434 amino acids. Lineage: Eukaryota; Metazoa; Chordata; Amphibia; Anura; Bufonidae.